Messenger RNA from Varanus komodoensis (Komodo dragon), 2697 nucleotides. RefSeq names its product methyltransferase like 26 (gene METTL26). Lineage: Eukaryota; Metazoa; Chordata; Lepidosauria; Squamata; Varanidae. The transcript is spliced from 6 exons. The record is from RefSeq and is a predicted model, not a curated record. Bases 222 to 836 code for a protein of 204 amino acids.
AAAGGCAAGCUCGCAUUUGGUGCAACUUUUGUAGGGGUUGCUGAAGGUGCGUUGCCUUCCUGCCUUGCUUUGCAGCCGCGCGACCCUGGCGGGCUGACCCGGUCGCGGUGCGCAGCGCGAGGGGAGGCAGCGGCGGGUGGAGCGAGCGGAGCGGAGCGGGAGCGACUCGAGGCGUCUUCCUUCCCGGGCGAGCUCGAGGCGAAGGCCGCCCGGUUGCCAUCAUGAUCGUGGCCGCGGCGGCGGACCGGAACAAGGAGCCCAUCCUGAGGGUGCUGAGGAACUACGUGAACUGCAGCCAGCCGCAGGUCCAGGUGCUGGAAGUGGCUUCCGGCUCCGGGCAGCACGCGGCCCAUUUCGCCCAGGCGCUGCCCAACGUGGUCUGGCAGCCGUCGGACGUGGACCCGAAAUCCAUGGAGAGCAUCUCUGCAUUCAUCAAGGCCCUCCGCCUCUCCAAUGUCAAGCCCCCCAUCUACUUGGAUUCAUCCCAGAGCUGGGAGAUGUGGGGAGGCCUGCGCCCGGAGUCUCUGGACCUCAUAGUCAACAUCAACAUGAUCCAUAUCUCGGAAAUGAGCUGCACCCAGGGCUUGUUCAAAGGAGCGGGAAAAUUGCUAAAACCCAAAGCUGUGAUGCUCACAUACGGCCCCUAUGCCGUGAAUGGGUGCAUCACCCCUCAGAGCAACGUGGACUUCGACUGCAAGCUGCGGCAGAGAAACCCGGCCUGGGGCCUCCGGGACACCACUCUGCUGCAGCAGCUGGCGGAGGCCAACGGGAUGCAGCUGGAGAGGAUGGUCGAUAUGCCUGCGAACAACAAGUGCCUUAUUUUCCGCAAGCAGUAGCCAGCCAGUCCCCUGCCUUUGCGAGGGGGAGACCCCCAAGGAGAGCCUCUUCUGACCAAAGGAUCACCUGCCCUGGCAGAAUCCAUUCAGCCUCCUUUGCUCGGCUUCGCAUCGCUUCUUUCUUCCUUCCUUGGGAGGAGUAAACCUGGUGUCCUCCUCGAAGAUGUCAGUCCAGAGGGGAAGACCUUCGCCGAAAGUUGUGGCAAGGAGGCAUCAAGCCCUUCUGGGCUUUGGCUUGGAACGCAGUGUGCCUCUGUCUUUUUCUUGUGUUGUGCGUGAGUUGCAGCUGCCAGGGAUACCUUGGACCACCUACCCCUACUGUUUGCCUGCUUGGAGAACCGGAACCUGUGCAGGGGGCCCAGGUAUGGCCACACCCCAGCAUCUCCCUCCUCACCCAGCACCCCGUGCCUGGCCCCCGUCCUGCCUCCGUAUGCCUUCGCGUUUGGUGCCAGCAUGGGCAGCUGCUCCCUGUUUGGGCCUCGUUCCCGGGCAGGGCCUUUGCCUCUCGGGCUGUUGCUUUUGUGGCUUGCUUCACCAGUGCACGUGGAAGGCCUUCCUCACUGGCCCUGGUGUUUGUCGACCCGGUACUGUGACUUGGGAGCGGGCUGGGGUGUGGGAGUGUUGCGGGGGAAACGUCGCUCGGCACUUAGGUGCCCCCAGGAAAGGACCCAAUGGUUUGAUGCUCGGGCGGGUGAGAAGGGCGAGUUGAGAGCUGGCACCCCUGGGUGGCCCUUGCCUGCCCCCCGCUGGAGAGCCAGGCCCCUCCUCACCUCCCUGCACCAUUGGGCAGCUUCUGCAGCCUGUGUGGGGCCUGCCGCCAGGCCCCUGUAGGGCUGGGAGUGCCCAGCGUCUUGUGCCUUUUGCUGCAGUCACAUCUUCAGCCUGCUUGCCACAGAAAGAGAUGCAGCAGGAUCUGGCCAGUGCUUUGGGGAUGCAGAAGACAGGGUGGCUCCUUAGUGUGGCUCGUUUUCAACCCCGGCCCUUGUUGAUGAGACCACUCCUAACACUUUCCAGUCAACAGCCUGCUGCUGAGUCCCCGGGACUGUAUGCGGGGAAGGAACUGGGUGUUCGUAUUUCCACCCCAAAUCAGAAUAUUCCUGCUUGUGGAAAACUAGUGCAUUGGAAGAAAUGAUUACCCCAGUUUUCAGUCCUCCAUUUGUGUUGGACUGCAGUCCCAUCAUCCCCAGCCUCCCAUGGAAGAGCAUGUAACCAUGGGGUGUCCCCAUCUGCACACUCAGUUGCUAAAAACCGCUCUGUGCGGUUCAUCUCUGGUCCUGGCUCUGAGGAAGCCUUGCAGGUUGCGGUGGCCACGCGAGCCGGGGAAGAAGGAAGCUGUAGUUGAAACACACGUGGAAGGCUGCAGAGCGGGGAGGCCGGGCUACUUUUCUGCCUGGGGGAAGGUUUGUUUUGUAAAUACCACCAAGUAUUCAACACUUUUAAUGCUGCAGCUGUAUUGUGAAAAGUUACAGUCCCGGAAAUGCAGCAGUAUGUGGUUUAAUUCUUUUUCAGUGGCUUCCAAAAAAGCCUUCCUCAACCCUCUGCUCACCUGUUGUGUGGAGCAAUGAUUCCCCGUAUCCACCACCACUACGAAAUACUUUACUUUAGUGUCUCCCAACUUGGCCCAGAGCCACCCGUAAGGUAGGCAACCAGUUUCUUGAAUGUGGCCUUAUUUCUUCUGGGCCGGGAUUCAAACAAUGGGAAAAAAAAACAAAAGUGUCUCUUAAUUCUGUUUAUGAAUGAAUGGCUCCCUCCAGUGGUGGCUUGUAGAAUAGCAUGAAUUUGCAGAAUGGGGUUGGAGGAGGAGGUUGCCUUGCGUAACUGAUGCUGCAUCUGGGUGCAAAAUAAAUGUAAUGUUCAGGAA